Molecule: messenger RNA, 1359 nt
Organism: Malassezia pachydermatis
Lineage: Eukaryota; Fungi; Basidiomycota; Malasseziomycetes; Malasseziales; Malasseziaceae
Product: dna helicase
Exons: 8
Coding region: 1-1359 (452 amino acids)
Biological process (GO): regulation of transcription by RNA polymerase II; chromatin remodeling; box C/D snoRNP assembly
Cellular component (GO): NuA4 histone acetyltransferase complex; Ino80 complex; R2TP complex
Molecular function (GO): DNA helicase activity; ATP binding; ATP hydrolysis activity
Source: RefSeq, a predicted model, not a curated record
AUGGCGACCAUCUCAACCACUCCGGUACAAACAAACGUGCAGAUGCUUGAGCGCAUCGGUGCACACUCUCACGUUCGAGGGCUGGGUCUCGACGAGCGCCUUGAGCCGCGCGAUAGUGCGCAAGGCAUGGUGGGCCAGCACUCAGCUCGUAAGGCUGCUGGCAUGAUUGUCCGUAUUGUUCAGAAUGCGAAGAUUGCUGGACGCGCUGUUCUUAUUGCUGGUCCCCCUGGUACUGGUAAGACAGCUAUUGCUAUGGGCAUGGCGCAAACACUUGGCUCGGAUGUGCCAUUCACGAUGUUGUCUGCGUCUGAAGUGUUUUCUCUGGAAAUGAGUAAGACUGAGGCACUUAUGCAAGCGUUCCGUCGCUCAAUUGGUGUUCGCAUCAAAGAGGAGGCCGAAAUUAUUGAGGGCGAAGUGGUGGAAAUUCAAAUUGAUCGAAGCCUGACGGGUGCUACGAAGACGGGCAAGAUCAUUAUUAAGACCACGGAUAUGGAAACAGUGUAUGAGCUGGGUAACAAGAUGAUUGAUGCUCUCCAAAAAGAGAAGGUCACAGCGGGCGAUGUCAUCACCAUUGAAAAGUCAAGUGGACGCAUUACCAAGCUGGGUCGUAGCUUCGCUCGUUCUCGUGACUACGAUGCUAUUGGCAGUGACACUAAAUUCGUCCAAUGCCCUGAGGGUGAGCUGCAGCGUCGCCGUGAAGUCAUGCACACUGUGUCGUUGCAUGAAAUUGACGUCAUCAACUCGCGAACGCAAGGCUUCCUUGCGCUUUUUGCGGGUGAUACAGGCGAAAUCAAGCCUGAGCUUCGUGACCAAAUCAAUGCGAAAGUGGGUGAAUGGCGUGAGGAAGGCAAGGCAGAAAUCAUUCCUGGUGUUUUGUUCAUUGAUGAGGUGCACAUGCUGGACAUGGAAUGUUUCUCAUUCCUGAACCGCGCACUUGAGUCGGAACUGGCACCCCUUGUGGUUAUGGCCUCCAACCGCGGUCAGACACGCAUUCGUGGUACGCGUUUCACUAGCCCGCAUGGUAUCCCCAUCGAUCUAUUGGAUCGUAUUUUGAUUAUCAGCACCAAGCCUUAUACGGAGACAGAAGUGCGCGAGAUUUUGUCGAUUCGUGCACAGGAGGAGGAAGUUACCCUUAAGCCCGAAGCUCUGGAUGUACUUACGCGAAUGGCCAUGGAAACUUCGCUGCGUUACACCAUCAAUCUUAUUACUACCGCUUACCUCGCCGCCAAGCGGCGAAAGUCCGAUGAAGUGGAUGUGGCUGAUGUUCGCCGUGUUUACAAUUUGUUUGUGGACGAAAAGCGUAGUGUACAAUAUCUUCAAGAACAUGCUGCCGAGUUCCUCAGUGAAGAGGUAGCCUAA